Molecule: messenger RNA, 732 nt
Organism: Triticum aestivum (bread wheat)
Lineage: Eukaryota; Viridiplantae; Streptophyta; Magnoliopsida; Poales; Poaceae
Exons: 4
Coding region: 1-558 (185 amino acids)
Source: RefSeq, a predicted model, not a curated record
AUGCCAGCCACGCGGUGGGGCUUCGUGGUCUUGACGGAGACGGACCCGGAACUCAGCGAUUCGAGGCGAGGAUACGAAGAGAGCUUGAGAUCGGCGAUUCGGCAGGCGGCGAGGAGGUUGGCUGGCUUUGUUCUCCAGCGAACGAAAACGGAGGUGCCAAGGAGGCUCAUCCACGGCGGUCCGCCGGCAGCAGCCCCCUCUUCCCUCCGGCAUACUUCCUCUGGUGUUGAGGAAAUAGCAGUGCAUCAAGAUGGGAAGGCUUCUGCUUUGAGGGAAAUCAAGAAGAAGAGAGAAGAGUUGUUUGAUCUGAUUGCUGACACAGAAAGGCGAUACGACACCCGGCUUACCAAGGAAGGCUGUCAAAACACACGCAUGCUCCAGCAGCUUGCGGUGCAAAUCGAGCCUAGACCCAAUGACCCCUUGUGGCGGUCGAAGCGGUUUUCGAAGAGACUCAAUGAUUUUCUGGGGUUAGCCGGGGCUGUUAUGUCAUCCUAUAUGCUUACGCGUAAGUGGCUUCACUUGGACCAAGAGGCAGAUUCAAAAGAGCAGAAGAUCUAACUAGCAACAAUGGCUUCAGUUGGAGAAUGAGGCAGAAGAUCUAACUAGCUAUCUGGAAGUCGAAGUGUAAUUUCACUAGUAUAGAAAUGCUCGAGGAUGAAGUUAUUAGUGCUCUUUUUUGGGCAUUCUUCAGCUUUUGUACCAGCAACUGUGAAAAUUAGUUAUGCAUUUUUA